AUGGCGGCUGUUCGCGUGGCCGACAGCGCCGCGGCCAUGGCUAUGGCCGUGGUGCUGCUGCUGCUGCUGACGGCAUCGGCGGUGGAGUCGGCGGGGAGCAGCAGCACGGUCGUCGCCGGCAUGGUGUUCUGCGACCAGUGCAAGGACGGUGCCCGGGGCCUCUUCGACUACCCCCUCUACGGUGCGCGCGUGGCGAUCCAGUGCGGCGGCGGCGACACCCCCAUGACGGUCCGGGAGUGCAGCACCAACUGGUUCGGCGGCUUCUCCGUCAGGAUGGAGGGCUCCCCGGACAUGAACCGCUGCACGGCGCGCGUCGUCCACGCCAGCGGCCACUGCUCCGACUCCGGCGCCGCCGAGCCGCGGGAGCUCACCCUCGCAUUCCGCAUGCUCGGCCUCGCGCUCUACACCGUCCAGCCGCUCCUCUCCCAGCCCGACAAACCCAUGGACUUCUGCCCCGCCGUCCCGCACGCACCUCCCGCUCCGGCCGCGGUUGCCGCCAACGCUCCAUCGUCUUCGCCACCAGCGCCGCCUCUGUCGGUGGCAGCGCCGGCCCCAGUGUCGUCGCCUGCGCCGCCUCUGCCCCCGUUCUGGCGACGCAGGCCGCGGCUCCUGCCUCCCAUCUGGCGCCGCCCGCCUACGGUGCCGCAGGAGCGUCCCGCCCUACCGAACCCAGAGCCCCAACCGCUCCCCACGCCGCCACCACCCUCCACGCCACCUCCAUCCCAGGGCUCAGCGUGCGCGUACGACAGGUGGGCGGUGCCUGAGCACCGGUGCCACUGGAAGGUGGUGACCCCCAACACCACGGUGGCCAUGGCGUUCGGCCCGCUGGCGGCGCAGCGGUACGGCCCGGACAUGACCCUGCGCGACGCGCUCGACGGCCGCGGCGACGCCUACCGUACGCUGCUCCGAGAGGCCACGGCGGCGCUGCUCAACGCUUACUACAACGCCCCCGGAGGACCCUUCCUGUACCCGACCACAGCCAGCGUCAUCGACCACCUCAACGGCGCGCUCCUCAGUUCCGCCCAGCGCGUGCUCAUCGAGGGCGCCCGCUUCCGCCGCGCCAACGCCGGCGGCGGCGGGCCUGCCGGACGGACCAAGCUGCCGUGCGAGCUUGCGCCAUGUGGUAUAGCUAACUAG
Molecule: messenger RNA, 1137 nt
Organism: Lolium rigidum
Lineage: Eukaryota; Viridiplantae; Streptophyta; Magnoliopsida; Poales; Poaceae
Product: WW domain-binding protein 11-like
Exons: 2
Coding region: 1-1137 (378 amino acids)
Source: RefSeq, a predicted model, not a curated record